Messenger RNA from Triticum turgidum subsp. durum (durum wheat), 1557 nucleotides. NCBI's taxonomy places the organism in Eukaryota, Viridiplantae, Streptophyta, Magnoliopsida, Poales, Poaceae. The record is from the annotation of a GenBank genome assembly.
AUGCACGGACAGGCGAGAGGGAGAGAGGGAGGGAGCGCGCGGAUUCCGGUUGCUCGCUGUUUGAUGCGCUGCGGGCGCGGCUGCAGCUUCCUCCGUCCAGGCGUCCACCCGAUGCCGCUCCUCGCCACCCCACCCUAUAUAAUGCCGCGCACGUCAGCGGCCACCGCGGGCCCCGCCACUGCCACCUCUUCCGGUACCUGCUCCCUCCGGGUCCGCCUCCGCGCACCAGGGAGAUCCGCCGCCGCCGCCUCCUCCUCCCGGCUCCCUCGCGCCAUGGCCGCCACCGGAGCCGAUGCCGCCGCCGCUCCCCCGUCCCUGCUCGUCUUUUCAGGUGGAACAGCAUUUAAUGGCGUCGUAGAAGAGUUGAAGAAAGUGACUACCCGGGUUGCGCAUGUCCUACCAGUUUCUGAUGAUGGUGGAAGCACAGCUGAGAUUGUUCGUGUUCUUGGUGGACCUGCUGUGGGUGACAUAAGAUCAAGAUGCUUGAGACUGUCCGAUGAAAGCACUUUGGAAGCACUCUCCGUCCGGAGAUUGCUUGGGCACCGUUUGCCUCUUGAUCCUUCAGAAGCAAAGCUGGAGUGGUACCAUAUUGUGGAAGGAGAACACUCUUUAUGGGAUGGUGUCUCUCGUCCCUACAGGGAAACAAUCCGUGCAUUUUUGGUCUACUUCCAUAAUGAGAUCCUUCGGCGACCAGUUGAAACAUUUUCCUUCACCAAUGGCAGCAUUGGGAAUUUCUUUUUUGCUGGCGCACGCAUAUUCUUCCAGUCUUUGGAUGCUGCGAUCUUUUUGUUUUCACGUGUGUCACAAAUCCCUGCGGAAAGUCUUGUGCUUCCAGUAAUAUCCACAAAUGACAGGCUUACUCUGGGGUGUGAAUUAUGGGAUGGAACUAUUAUCCGAGGCCAAAAUGAAAUAUCACAUCCAAGCAAUGGCCGUAGAGAAGUAGUUGACAAGAACUGUAAUUCAUGCACCGCACUUCCUUCAAGCAUCAAGCGCGUCUUCUACAUGUCAAGUGAAGGUUGCAACCUAUUGCAUGAGGUGUUUCCUGAAGCUAACCAUACAGUUUUGGAGCAGCUAAGUAAGGUGGAUUGCAUUGUAUAUGCGAUGGGGUCGCUAUUUACAUCAGUUUGUCCAUCACUGGUACUGCGUGGCAUUGGUGAGACUAUAGCAUCAAGGUCCAUUCCCAAGGUACUUCUUUUAAAUGGAUCACAUGAUAGAGAAACUAUUGGGCUGUCUGCUUCUGGCUUUGUGACUGCAAUUACGGAUUCUCUAAAUCGGACAUAUGGUGAUCCUGACAAAAGUCUAAAGUAUCAUCCCAAAGACUAUGUUAAUGCCAUAUUGGUUCCUGAAGGAGGCCAAAUUCCUUUAGAUGUUGAAAAUUUGGCAUCUAAAGGAAUUUUUCAUGUGUUAACCGUGAAAUCUGUACGCGACACGAAGGUGGGUGUCAUAUUUGAUCCGCAGUCUUUAAUCCAAGCUCUGACCGGUCUGAUAUCCGAGCACAUGGAUGCAUGCCUCGCGGAACCUGACCCUCUAACUGAAAACGUGACGUCUGUAUGCUGA